This is a messenger RNA of Saitozyma sp. JCM 24511, 2380 nucleotides long. The record is from the annotation of a GenBank genome assembly. NCBI's taxonomy places the organism in Eukaryota, Fungi, Basidiomycota, Tremellomycetes, Tremellales, Trimorphomycetaceae.
AGGCGGAUUCCACGAAGAUCUCGGUUUUGCACCCGCAGUAUCCUUCUUUGCAAAGAUUCCAAGUCACGGUAUGACCGGCGUGCUCUCAUCCAUCGCCAAGGCCGUCAAGCCCAACGGCACUGCGUCCCACGCCAAUGACAGGCCUUCACCCACGGGCUCCAAUCCCGCGUCCACGCCAGUGGAGCAGGUCAAGCGGGCCGUGAAUGGUCACGCUGCGCACUCUGAGCGGGACAGGCUCCUCGCCCAGCUUUCGAGCGAGGAGAAGAUUGCCCUGCUCAGCGGGGACGACAUGUGGCAUACUGUCGCUGUGCCGAGGCUGGACAUCCCUCGCGUUCGAUGCAGUGACGGGCCCAACGGUGUCCGCGGCACAGCGUGGACCAACGGCGCCCCGGCAUCGUGCUUCCCCUGCGCCACGGCCCUCGGCGCGUCAUUCGACGUGGAGCUCGCACAUCGUGUUGGCGUGGCUCUUGGGGAGGAGUGCAGGGCGAGGGGCGUGCACUGCCUGUUGGGCCCGACGACCAACAUCCAGAGGCACCCCUGCGGCGGCCGAGGCUUCGAAAGCUACAGCGAGGACCCCCUCCUGUCCGGACACCUCGCCAAGGCGUGGGUCGAGGGUGUCCAGUCAUGCAAAGUCAUGGCCACGCCCAAGCACUUUCUCGCCAACGAGCAAGAACACAUGCGCCGGAGCAACAACAGCGUGAUCGACGAGCGGACCAUGCACGAGAUCUACCUCGAGCCGUUCCGGCACCAGAUGAAGGCGGAUCCAAAGGUAUUUAUGUCGAGCUACAACCGAGUCAACGGGGUGCACGCCGCCGAGCACCCUCACCUGCUCCGAAAGAUCCUCCGCGGAGACUGGGGGUUCAAGGGAUUGAUCAUGUCCGACUGGUCCGGCACCUACUCUUCCAGCGAGGCCGUCAAGGCCGGGUUGGACCUCGAGAUGCCCGGUCCGGCAUUCAUGCGCGGUGUCUGCGUCGAGAGGGACAUUGUCUCGGGGAAACUCACCCCGGGGGACGUGGACGACUGUGUGGGCAGAGUGCUCGACUAUGUCCAGAACGCCAAAGAGUCCGGAAUCGCCUUUGAGACAGACGAGAAGAGUCUUGACACGCCCGAAGUCCGCGCGCUCCUCCGCGAGGCGGCAGACGCCGGUGUGGUGCUCCUCAAGAACUCGGCGGGUGUCCUUCCUCUCGUGUCGAAGCAGGGCAUGAAGAUCGCUGUGAUUGGACCCAACGCAAAGUCCCCAGCCUACUCUGGCGGCGGGAGCGCGAACCUCGCCCCGACGUAUACGGUGACUCCCUAUGACGCUGUACUCAAGGUCGCCAACGAGGUCGGAGCCACUGUCGAGUGUCUCAAAGCCGCCGAUACCGAGAGAUGGCUUCCGCUCCUGACGCCGUACAUCACUCUUCCCGGAAAGAAGGUCGGCGCGGAGCCAGGAGUCAUGUCCCACUUCUACGACAAGAAACCGGACGUCGGGGCGGUAUCCGCAUCGGAGGUCGACCGAAACGCGACCCUGUGGCGGAGAUCGAGAAGGCCGUCAAGCUGGCCCGGGAUCACCGUGCUCACUAUUGGUACCAACUCGGAAUGGGAGUCGGAGGGAUACGACCGAAGCGACAUCAAGCUCCCGCGGAACACGGACGACCUGGUCCGCGCCGUCCUCGCUGUGAACCCAAACACCAUCAUUGUCAACCAGUCGGGCAUGCCGGUCGAGCUCCCCUGGAUCUCCGAGGCGACGACUCUGGUGCAAGCGUUCUUUGGGGGCAACGAGUGCGGCACGGCCAUUGCGGACGUGAUCUUUGGGCGGAUCAACCCGUCGGGAAAGCUUCCCGUGACCUGGCCGGUCCGACUUGAGGAUUUCCCCAGCCACGAAGGGUUUGGCGACAACAAGACGACGGUGUACGCCGAGGGCCUCGGCGUGGGGUACAGGCACUUUGAUCGUCCGGGCAAGGUCAGGAGCGCUUUCCCAUUCGGAUACGGUCUGAGCUACACAACGUUUGCGUACAGAGACCUCGAGGUGGUGAACGCCGGCUUCGGCGCCGAGGUCAGCUUCACAGUGACCAACACCGGCGGGGUGGCCGGUGCGGAUGCCGCCCAGGUAUACGUGCACGAGGUGGCUCCCCGUGUAGACCGACCGGAGAUCGAGCUUGGCGGGUUCACAAAGGUGUUCCUUGGUCCCGGGGAGUCGAAGCGGGUCCUCGUGGCGCUUGACCACAAGGCCUUCUCGUACUACUCGGUACAGGAGCACGCGUGGGUGAGCGAGUCCGGCGCGUAUGAGAUCCGCAUCGGCACCUCGUCGACCAACAUCGUCCUCGCCAAGCCGGUCGAGAAGCGGGGGUCGUUCAAGUGGAUCGGGCUGGAGGAGCCGGUUCCGUGUGAGCUGUACCAC